GCCGUCGCAAUGCAAGGAAGGAUACGUGAAAUCUAGGUCUGACACGGCCGCUUCCGCGUCCCCCGGAUGCCUGACGCCGGCUGGGACGACGCGUACCUCUGCCUGGCCUGGGCCUGCACCGUGGCCAUGGGCCUCAUCGUGGCCGUGCCCCUCCGGCGCGUCGGGUUCGGCCUCGACUUCGGCGGGCCGCCGCCGCAGGACAGCGUCGACACGGUCUUCUGGAUGUACGUCAUGACGCCAAUCUGCUUCUCUGCCCACACGUUGCUCAAGGCGUCCUUCCUUGCCUUUUACGCGCGCAUCUUUGGCAGCCCCGAGCUGGGGCUGCGCUUCCUCGGCAUGUGCGACCUCGCGUCGCUUCUGCGCUGGUUCCAGUGGCUCAACAUGCUGCUAGGCCUCACCCUGGACUGUCUGUCGCUCGGCCCCCAAUGGGUUAGGGCCAACGGCGGCCGUCGUCCCGUCAACUUGAGUGUCCUGCUCUGGGAGUGUAGCCUGCGAGAGUCGGCGCGUGCUCGUGUCGGUCAUUUCCGAGACAAGGCGGCUAACCUGGGCCCCGGCUUAGGUCGCAGAGCAUCUCGAACGUGAUGUUGGACUUUUGGGUGCUUGUUUUGCCUGUCCCAAAUACCACGGCUGAACAAGUCCUGGGCAGCAAAGCUUGGGGUUGCGGCCAUGUUCUCUCUCGGUAUCAU
Messenger RNA from Gaeumannomyces tritici R3-111a-1, 686 nucleotides. RefSeq lists its product as hypothetical. The record is from RefSeq and is a predicted model, not a curated record. The coding region runs from base 67 to 582 and encodes 171 amino acids. The transcript is spliced from 2 exons. NCBI's taxonomy places the organism in Eukaryota, Fungi, Ascomycota, Sordariomycetes, Magnaporthales, Magnaporthaceae.